GACUUUAAACAGAACACUGAGUGCCAUGCCUGUUACUUCCGCAGAGUUAAAGAGCUUGGUCCUGAGAGCAAUGCAAAGAAAAAACCAGCAGCGUCUAAUGGAGGUGAAGAUGACACGAGUCCUGGAGAAAUGUCUGCUUUGUCUGAUGGCCGACAUCCCAACAAUGUAGAUCUCGCGCUUCUUUGUAAUCACAGCGGUUCUGGUGAACAAUCUCAAGAGUUGUACACCUUCCACGAAGCCGUUUCGCAGCUACAAGAUGCUGAAGAUAAAUUGAUGGAUGACGACAGGAACAACAUUGAAGAGGCCAAGACUCUUUUACAAGAACGUGUUAAGUUGAUAGAAAAAGUGGACAUGGAUGUCGAUUAUAACAUUGAAGACUAUGUGAGGCAGCUGGACGAGUUACUGGCUAAAGAAAGCGAGAAAAUAACAGAGCUUCGAGAAAAAGUAAACAAGUUUAAGAAGCAACUUGAAGAGGAAGAAAUAGCGAGCAGAAACAUUAGAAAGUUACCAGGUUACUAAGGAAAAAACUAAUAGUCUGCGGCCCCAGGGUAUCACCGUGGGGUUGUCUGUAGUGGCUAUCCCGGAUGAGCGCAACCCAGCUACUUCAUAAAAUGGUGGCCAAGAAAGUUAGUGGUGGAUUUUGGACGUUUUAAUGCACGUUCAUGGAAACGUUAUUUAUCUAUAUCUUGUACAGGUUAAAACGUGUGGACAGAUUUAUAAUCUGGUGUGGUAUUUGUCAGUGGAGUUGUAAAAUGUUUAUUUAUUGCUUGAAGUAUGUGUGAAAACGUUAAACAGAUAGCAAUGGUAAAGUGGUCGUUGUUUAGCACAGAUGUAUUAUAUUAUUAACAGAUUUUGCCGUUUAAAUGGACUCACCAUCUCCGUUAUAUACAUAUAAAUGCUAAACCGUCGCUCGCCAAAACAAUUUUGUGGAACAAGGACGUCAAAUGGCACUCGACGGACGGUUUCGAGUCGCAUUUCUCAAUCCAAAAGAACACUCGAAAUACUGCGAAUGUAUGACAGCGACAGCAUGACUUCAUGAAGAUAAGUUGUGUUGCUAAGCAACAAAACCUCUGACGAAAAUCAGGGACUGGGUCAAGUCGUGCAUGGAAACGAGGAUCGACCGAAAUAGUUCUGAUAGCAGUAACCAAUGAAAUAAGGGAAGUAAUGAAGAUUUCCACGGCUGUUCUUACGUUGCCCGCAGGAAAGCAAAUACACAGCAGUUUUGUGAACAAAAAGGCGCGCAUAAGCUUUAAACCACCGUAUUCUUAACGCACGUGUCAAACUAGGUUCCUUGUUCUGUGAGAGAGAAUGAUAAUUAAAAAUCUUAAACUGGA
Orbicella faveolata is the source of this 1334-nucleotide messenger RNA. RefSeq names its product kinesin-like protein KIF2A. Gene Ontology annotation, cellular component: microtubule. NCBI's taxonomy places the organism in Eukaryota, Metazoa, Cnidaria, Anthozoa, Scleractinia, Merulinidae. Gene Ontology annotation, biological process: microtubule depolymerization; microtubule-based movement. The record is from RefSeq and is a predicted model, not a curated record. Gene Ontology annotation, molecular function: ATP binding; microtubule motor activity; microtubule binding.